UGAUUAUGAGCGGUGCCGUUACUGCAUCUUUGUGCCUUGAAGAUGGAACAGUUUAUGAGGGCAAGGUUUUUGGCUUUGCUCGGAAUUGUUCCGGAGAAAUUGUGUUUCAAACUGGGAUGGUGGGCUACACAGAAGCUUUGACUGAUCCAUCUUAUUGUGACCAACUACUUGUUUUGACUUACCCUCUGGUUGGAAACUAUGGAGUUCCCAGUGAAAAAGAUUUGGACGAGUAUGGUCUACCGAGGGCUUUCGAAUCUGAGAAAAUUCAUGCUAAAGCUCUAAUCGUGAGCACGAUUGCCGAGGACUUUAGCCACUGGGACGCGUCCAUGUCUUUGUCUGACUGGCUCUUCAGGCAUAAAAUACCUGGUUUAACUGGAAUUGAUACUCGCGACUUGACCAAACGGCUCAGAGAAAGCGGAACAAUGAAAGCCAAGAUCGUCUUGUCUGAUACUCUGCCGGACUCAUUGCCGUUUGUCGACAUCAACCAGGAGAACUUAGUUGCUAAAGUCUCCACUAAACACAUUUGGCAUGUAAACCCUGGCGGAGACGUCAAAGUUUUGGUUCUGGACUUCGGAAUAAAGUACAACCAACUUCGUUGUUUAGCAGAGAGAGGAGCUUCUCUUACUGUUGCACCCUGGGAUCAUGUCCCAGAUCCAUCAAAAUUCGAUGCUCUCUUUUUGUCCAACGGGCCGGGUGACCCCGAAAAGUGCAAAAAAGCUGUCGACAACAUCAAAAAGGUCAUGAAAGUCUCCUCCUCUCAGAAGGUGAUGCCAAUUUUCGGAAUCUGUUUCGGAAACCAACUGCUGGGUUUGGCAGCUGGAGGCCAAACAUAUAAACUGAAGUAUGGAAACAGAGGACAUAAUCAGCCGUGUGUGCAUUUGAAAAGCGAGAGGUGUCUGAUAACUAGUCAAAAUCACGGCUUUGCGGUGGAUUCGAACUCGCUUCCUAAGAGUGACUGGAGCGUUUUGUUUGAAAAUGCUAACGAUAAAAGCAACGAAGGGAUAAUUCACAACAGUCUGCCUUACUUUAGCGUGCAGUUUCACCCCGAAGGUAGAGCUGGUCCGAUGGAUUCUGAGUUUCUGUUUGAUGUUUUCAUGGAUGUCGUCAGGACACAUGUGAAGCCAGGAGCAGAGAUUGUGGCUGUGUCCGAUCGAAUUUACGAGAAACUGAAACACCACACCGUAUACGAAAGAGUAACAAGUUCUCUCGACAGCAAAAUCAAAAAGGUGCUGUUGCUGGGCAGUGGUGGUCUGUCUAUCGGCCAGGCUGGUGAAUUCGACUACUCUGGCUCUCAGGCCAUCAAGGCACUCAAGGAGGAGGGACUGAAAGUGGUACUUGUCAAUCCAAACAUCGCAACUGUCCAAACUAGUAAAGACUUAGCCGAUGAAGUGUACUUUGUGCCUAUUACUCCCGAGUAUGUGGAGAAAGUGAUCAUAUCGGAGCGACCUCAGGGAAUUCUUCUCUCUUUCGGAGGGCAGACUGCGCUUAAUUGUGGAGUGAAGUUGGAGAAAGAGGGUAUCCUGGCAAAGUAUGGCAUUAGAGUGUUGGGGACGGCAAUUGAGUCGAUUGAAGCGACAGAAGACAGGGCAAUAUUCAGAGACAAGGUGGAGGAGAUAGGCGAACGGGUGGCCCCCAGUGCGGCAGCCUUCACAGUACAGGAGGCAAUAGAUGCUGCAAAGAUCCUAGGAUACCCAGUUCUAGUGCGAGCUGCCUUUGCCCUCGGAGGUUUGGGCUCUGGAUUCGCUCAUGAUGAGGUGGAGUUGAAGGAAUUGGCCACUCGCGCUUUUACUCUUACGAGUCAGGUGUUGAUUGACCGGUCUCUGCGUGGUUGGAAGGAGGUGGAGUAUGAAGUGGUGAGGGAUGCAUACAACAACUGCAUCACAGUCUGCAACAUGGAGAACGUGGACCCUCUAGGUAUCCACACAGGAGAGUCCAUAGUAGUGGCUCCUAGUCAGACGCUGAGCAAUGACGAGUACAACAUGUUGAGAGACACUGCUCUGAAAGUGAUCAGACAUCUCAAUGUGAUUGGAGAGUGCAAUAUACAGUAUGCGCUCAAUCCCGAAUCCAAGGAGUUUUUCAUCAUUGAAGUGAAUGCUCGUCUCUCCCGUAGCUCUGCACUGGCUAGCAAGGCCACCGGAUACCCUCUGGCAUACGUCGCUGCCAAACUCAGUCUAGGUAAGUCUCUGGUUGAGCUGAGGAAUUCGGUGACUGGAGAUGAAACCACAGCCUGCUUCGAACCCAGUCUGGACUACUGUGUCGUCAAAAUACCCAGAUGGGAUUUGAACAAGUUCCUUAAGGUGAAGCCCCAAUUAGGAAGUGCAAUGAAAAGUGUGGGUGAAGUGAUGGGCAUUGGAAGAGGAUUUGAGGAGGCGUUCCAGAAGGCACUCCGAAUGAUGAACGAGAACCUGCUGGGAUUCGAUCCGUUCAUGAAGUCCGUCAACGAGGAAAAGCAGCGGUUGAGUAUGACGGAGGACCUGAAGGAACCUACGCAUGAGCGUAUGUUGGUGUUGGCAGCUGCAAUGCACGAAGGUUACAGUAUAGAUGAGUUGUACAACUUGACCAAAAUUGACAGAUGGUUCCUAAACAGACUGAAGAAUAUUUCAAACAUCACUUCGGAGUUACUUCAGCUCAAGAGGGUUCCUGAUAACGUCAGUUCUCUUAGCAGAGAGUUACUUCUCAAGGCCAAGCAGUGUGGCUUCUCAGACAAACAGAUUGGAUCAUACAUAGCAAGCUCAGAACUGGCAGUUCGCAAACUUCGAAUUAGCUUCAACAUCAGAGCAUAUGUGAAACAGAUAGACACAGUGGCGGCCGAGUGGCCUGCACAUACAAACUACCUCUACCUGACAUAUAAUGGAGCCAGUAAUGACUUGGCCCCUUCUAAGGGCAAUUUUGUUCUGGUGUUGGGAAGUGGAGUCUAUAGGAUUGGAUCCAGUGUGGAGUUUGACUGGUGUGCUGUCAAAUGCAUCCAGGAAUUGCGUGAAAUGAAGUAUGGUACUAUGAUGUUGAACUACAACCCAGAAACAGUGUCCACAGACUACGACAUGUGUGACAGACUCUUCUUCGACGAGAUCUCAUUCGAGAAUGUCCUCGACAUAUACGAGAGGGAACAACCACUGGGAGUGAUUCUGUGCAUGGGUGGGCAGCUGCCUAAUAAUAUAGCCCUGCCCCUUCACAGACAGGGAGUGAAGGUAUUGGGAACUACUCCGGAGUCAGUGGACUCGGCGGAGAACAGGUUCAAGUUCUCCAGAAUGCUAGACUCGAAGGGUAUCUCGCAACCUAAAUGGAAAGAGUUGACCAGUCUGGAAGAAGCGAAGACCUUCUGCAGCACAGUGGGAUAUCCUUGUCUAGUCAGACCCAGCUACGUCUUAUCAGGUGCUGCUAUGAAUGUGGCCCAUAGUGACAAUGACCUUGAGGAGUUCUUGUCUGUGGCUGCACUGUUGAACAGAGACCACCCGGUUGUCAUCUCCAAAUUCAUGCUAGAUGCUAAGGAGAUAGACGUGGACUGUGUGGCGAGGGACGGAGUGGUGGAGGUGAUGGCUGUGAGUGAACACAUUGAGAAUGCAGGAGUGCACUCGGGAGAUGCCACUCUAGUCACACCCCCACAGGAUCUAAAUAGUGAGACGUUGGAGAGGAUCCAGAAGAUAGUGGUUGUGAUUGCGAGGGAGUUGAAUGUGUGUGGACCCAUGAACAUGCAGUUGAUAGCCAAGGAUAACCAGCUACAUGUUAUAGAGUGCAAUGUCAGAGUGUCCAGGUCCUUCCCAUUUGUCUCGAAAACCCUCGGAGUCAAUUUAGUAUCUCUAGCCACACACGUGGUGAUGAACUGUCCCAAUAACCCCUCUGUACAGCUACCUCCUUCUGGAAUGCUACUGGAAAACGGAGGCAGAGUUGGAGUGAAAGUGCCAGUGUUCUCGUUCGAUCGAUUGCCUGGAGCUGACUACAUGCUAGGUGUGGAAAUGGCGUCUACGGGCGAAGUUGCUUGUUUCGGGGAGAACAGAUGUGCAGCAUAUGUGAAGGCGGUCCUAAGUGCAGGCUUCAGACUUCCAAAGAAGAACAUACUCAUCUCUAUUGGAAGCUACAAGGCGAAAAUGGACUUUUUGGGCUCGAUGAAGACCCUGGAAGAACUGGGUUUCACUCUGUGGGCUAGUCUGGGCACUGCUGACUUCUACAGUGAACAUGGGUGUACCGUGCACCCUAUUGAGUGGCCAUUUGACUCGAGUGAUCACCACCAUCAGAGCAAUCAGAACGGAGCUGCAUCUUCAAAUUGUACAACGUCAGGCUACAGCAGCUCUAAAAACAGCUCUCGACGCUCUUCUCUCUCGGGGUCGGGUGACGCCAACAUUGCCACCUCCAGUAACAAUUUAAGCAGCGUGGUAAUCAACAAACAGGCCAAUAUCGGCGACUACAUAGCAGAGCAGAAGUUCGACCUGAUCAUCAAUGUGCCCACACGCAAUGGAGGAGCGAGGAGAGUGUCCAUGUUUGUGACUAAGGGAUACAAGACAAGAAGGAUGGCAGUUGAUCAUGGCAUCCCACUCUUGACUGACGUGAAGUGUGCUAAGAUAUUAGUUGAGGGCUUGAAGCGUUACCACAACAAAGUGCCUUCGUUGCGCACAGAUAUCGACUGUAUCACGUCACGAAGAAUCAUCACUCUUCCAGGACUGAUAGAUGUACAUGUGCAUAUGCGGGAACCAGGAGCUGCUUACAAAGAGGACUGGGCUUCUGGAACAGCUGCGGCUCUGGCAGGUGGCAUCACCAUGCUAGUGGCUAUGCCAAACACAAAGCCAUCUGUAGUGGAUCUAUCUUCUUUGGAGAAGGCAUUCCACUGUGCCAGCAAGAACGCAAGGUGUGACUUCGCUCUGUUCAUUGGGGCUACGGAGACCAAUGCGGGCUUGAUUCCUGCUCUGACGAAGAGUACUGCGCUGGGUAUCAUGGAAGACGGAUCUGGAGAUAAGAAGCCUCUGCAAGUGACAGGGUCAGCUGUCAAAAUGUACCUGAACGACACUUACUCUACUCUGAAGUUGUCAAACAUGUCAGACUGGAUGAAACACUUCGAGUUAUGUCCCCGUGACUUACCCUUGUGUGUCCAUGCAGAGGGCCAUACAAUGGGCUCUGCUAUUCUCCUUGCGGAGAUGUUCGAUCGACAUGUUCAUAUAUGUCAUGUGUCCACCAAAGACGAAAUUGAGAUUAUCAAAUUGGCAAAGAGCAGAAACCUCAAAGUUACCUGUGAAGUUUGUCCCCACCAUCUCUUCCUGUCACGUGACCAACUGGAGGACAAAGGGGGUGCGUGUUGUAUGUUGAAAGGAGGCAGACAGGAGGUAAGACCCAGACUAGCUACAAAUGUGGACCAGGAGGCUCUUUGGAAUAAUUUGGACGUGAUCGACUGUUUCGCCACUGAUCAUGCUCCACACACACCUGAAGAAAAAGACUCCGCCAACGCUCCUCCCGGCUUCCCAGGCUUAGAAACGAUGCUGCCACUCCUUCUAACAGCAGUGCAUCAAGGGAGACUAACUAUUGAACAACUGGUGAACAAAUUGCACCAUGCGCCGAAACAGAUAUUCAAUUUAUCAGAGCAGAGUAAAACUUUUGUGGAGGUUGAUUUCGACCAUGAAUGGACCAUACCCAAGGCUAUGACGUAUAGUAAAGCGAAGUGGACUCCCUUUGAAGGUAUGAAAGUGAAAGGCGCAGUACGACGUGUAGUCCUGCGAGGCGAAGUGGCGUGUAUAGAUGGAGUCGUGGUGGCGAAACCUGGAUUUGGAAAACACGUGACAUCUUCUCUUGCCACAGCUGAAAAAAUAGUCACAGUUAAGAGGGAAGAUGUCAGGGCAUCGGUAGUGUCUCCGGCUGUUGUGUAUGGACCGCCUGUGAUGAGUCCCAAACUGACGUCAGCAGUCGCGGCUUCAGUGGGCAAACCGAAUGGACCUUCAGUCAGAUUGAGCAGCCAUAUUCGAUCAGCAAAUGAUGAUGGUCUAACUCUAGCACUAUCUCAAGACCUAUCUCAGGCCAGCCAGUCCUUGCCUUCGCCUCCCAAGAAGUUCAUCCAGCAAUCUGUACAUGGAACGCCUGUUGCAUUCCCACAUCAGGUGUCGACUCCGACGGGAAGUGUGGUUCAGUUGUUGCCUCCUCCUCAGCCCCAGCACCAGUUUGUAGUCCCAUUGCAGUAUGACUUGAGAGGACAGCACAUUCUCACUGUGUCUCAGUUCUCAAGGCAGAUUCUGCACCACCUGUUCGAGAUGGCGCAUUUCUUCCGCAUGCAGGUGGCCACUCAACACCCGAAGAGGGACUACUACUCCAUGGUGUCCUCAUCCACACAUCAUCUUCACCCUCAACACAGACCAUCCAUCAAUGACGUCAUGCGAGGUAGAGUGAUGGCCAGUCUGUUCUACGAGGCUUCCACACGCACUUCCUGUUCCUUCAGCUGUGCCUUCCAGAGGCUAGGGGGCCAUGUGGUGGAGUUGAGUGAGAAGUACAGCUCACACCAGAAGGGAGAGUCGCUCACUGACACCGUGAGUGUGAUGAGUGGGUAUGCAGAUGUAGUGGUGAUGAGACACCCAGAAGUGAAUGCAGUCAACCAGGCCUCCAAGUACUCCAGAGGGAGACCAGUGAUCAAUGCGGGAGACGGCACAGGCGAACAUCCCACUCAGGCUUUACUGGAUGUGUUCACCAUCCGAGAGGAAGUGGGUACGGUCAAUGGAUUGGUGGUGACGAUGGUAGGUGACUUGAAACAUGGUCGUACGGUUCACUCAUUGGCCAAACUGCUCUGCUGCUACAACAACAUCACCCUCCGAUAUGUGUCCCCCUCUAAUCUGAGAAUGCCAGACACCGUGAAGAGAUAUGUAGAGCAACAUGGCACUACUUUCACACAGAUCGAGGGAUGCAGUUUAGAAGAGGCGAUUGCAGACACUGAUGUGUUGUACAUGACCAGAAUUCAGAAGGAGAGAUUCACAGACAACAGCGAGUACCUCAAGAGCUGCAACCUGUUCCGCCUGACUCCUCAGUUGAUGACCAGGGCAAAAGAGAAGAUGAUAGUGAUGCACCCUCUGCCACGAUUGCAGGAGAUAAGCUGUGAGGUGGACGCGGAUCCUCGUGCAGUGUACUUCAGACAGAGUGAGUUCGGCAUGUAUGUGAGGAUGGCACUGCUCACCAUGCUCAUCGACAACAGACUCACUCAGUUCAAGUGAGCAGAGAUAAGAAGAGAAAAAAUAUGACGGAAAGAGAAGAACUAUUGCAAAAUCGGCAAAACACUAAAACAUAUUUUUAUCAUCUCUAAAAAAAGCUCAUGCCCCAACAGAAAGAAGAAAAAGAGAAGAAUUAUUGCUUAAUUAACUACAACGAAAAAAGACUUGUAAUUCAAUUCAAUUCAAAUACAUCAACUUCAAAAAUGACUGAAGAAUCUCAAGGACAACAAACUCAAACAGUUCAAAUGCGGAGAAAAAAUCACAGGAUAAGGAAAUUAUAUGCUGGGAAAGUUGUCUAAAAUCAAUUCGGAUAUUUCGAAAAACGAUUGUAAACAGUUAUCAAAAAAAUCAAUUAUUGGGAACAGAGCAACAAAAAGAGUGGAAAAAAACGACAGAACGGAAACGUCUGAGGAAAUUUGUUUAAAUAUGGAAGGUAAAUGUGGAAGGAAACUGGAAUAGUUUCAGCAUUUUGAGCGAAAACAAAGCGAUCAGUUUACAGAAAAAAAACUACCCCAGAAGCUUCGCUGGAAAUUGAAAAAAUCGAUGGGCAAAUUAUUAUCAAAUGGAACUGAAUACUUGGAACAGAAGUAGACCUUCAGUUCUCUAAUCAUAUGAAAUUUGAACUACAGUUUUUAUAACAAGAGCUCCUAUUUAUUCGGUAGUCGGAUUGGACUAAAAAAAUUUCGUGACUGCAGGUUUUAUUUGCACAUUGACACAUCAUUGCGGAACUGACUGUCAAAAAAAACGGUCGAAUAAGACGACAAUAAUACGGAAACAUGACACAAAACGAUGUUACGAGAAUAUAGCGAUUGAUAAUAUGGAAAAUCGGAAAAAAAUGUGCAGUUACAAAUUUAAAGGAACACACAAUUUAAUAAUCAUACUGAUACUCGUACUUAAGGAAAAAGGCCACAAAACUCCUUUUCCUUCAAAACAUUUUAUCUUACUCGAGCUGUAAGAGGUACAAUAUGUCAUCUAUCAAUAUUGAACUUGAUUGAAAGUAAGUCAUCAAUUUGGUGCCAGUAUUUAACUUAAUUCUAGACGCACGCUUCACUGAAUAUUCACUAGUUAUAUCUGACAGUUAAAUGGAAAAGUGAGCGACAAUAGUCAGUGAAGCGUGUUGAGAGCUUCAAAACGGCUUUUACAUAAUGCAAAACGAACCCUUAAAAAUAAGUGCCUUAUUUUGUGCAAUAUUUUGUAUCGCUUAUUUACCACACUUGAAUUGUUCUAAGGUGGUAAUUUGCUGUUUAUCUUUAAAAUUGAUUAUCACUAUAAAGUGACGCAUUACCUUAUUAUUUUUUUGACUGAAUUAUUUAAGCGGAUUUAUCUUAUGAUCAAUGAGUACUUGUGUGUUUAAACCUUGAUAAAUUUGUUCUUCAUUCAUUCUAUUUGGUUGAUGUGAUUUUGUAAGUUGACGCCAUUUGGUAAAUUGCGACACUGGAUGUCAAAAUUUACAAUCUCCGCAA
Symsagittifera roscoffensis is the source of this 8635-nucleotide messenger RNA. Its product is annotated as multifunctional protein CAD-like. NCBI's taxonomy places the organism in Eukaryota, Metazoa, Xenacoelomorpha, Acoela, Convolutidae. Bases 6 to 7175 code for a protein of 2389 amino acids. Gene Ontology annotation, molecular function: aspartate carbamoyltransferase activity; carbamoyl-phosphate synthase (glutamine-hydrolyzing) activity; metal ion binding. Gene Ontology annotation, biological process: L-glutamine metabolic process; 'de novo' pyrimidine nucleobase biosynthetic process; L-citrulline biosynthetic process. The record is from RefSeq and is a predicted model, not a curated record. The transcript has 50 exons. Gene Ontology annotation, cellular component: cytoplasm; cytosol.